AUGGCUGUUGUGUUGCGAUAUGUAGAUAAAGAUGGGCGUGUGAUUGAACGAUUUGUGGGAAUUGAACAUGUGGCUAAUACCACAGCUGUGUCACUUAAAGGUGCUAUUGAUAAAUUAUUUUCUAGAUAUGGAUUAAGCAUAUCUAAAUUGCGGGGACAAGGUUAUGAUGGGGCAAGCAAUAUGAAAGGAGAGUUCAGUGGUCUUAAAACUCUUAUUUUGAAUGAGAAUCCAUCAGCUUUUUAUGUUCAUUGUUUUGCUCACCAACUUCAACUUGCUCUUGUAGCUGUCGCAAAGAAACAUAUUCUAGUUGCUUAUCUUUUUAGUGUGGUAUCUAUGGUGAUAAAUGUCGUUGGAUGUUCUUCUAAGCGUUGUGAUAUUCUUAGAGAAAAGCAAGAUGCUAUUAUUUCUGAAGCACUCAAGUGUGGUGAAAUUUCAAGUGGAAGAGAGCUAAAUCAAGAAACCAAUCUUAAAUGUCCCAGUGAUACUCGUUGGGGUUCACAUUAUGCUACAUUGCAUUGUGUGGGAAUAACAAAUGAAUUGUCAAAAGCACUACAGAGAAAAGAUCAAGAUAUUGCAAAUGCCAUGAAAUUAGUGGAAAUUUGCAAGAAAAGAUUACAAGCAAUGAGAGACAAUGAAUGGGAUUCAUUUCUUAAUCAAGUCCCAAACUUUUGUGCUAAAUAUAAUGUGGAUGUUCCUGAUAUGGAUGAUACAUUUGUUGCCCAAGGUCGAUCACGGCGCAAAACUCAAGAAAUGACAAAUUUACAUCAUUAUCGUGUGGAAUUCUUUUUUGUUGUUAUUGAUAUCCAACUUCAAGAGCUAAAUGAACGUUUCAAUGAGGUAAACACCGAACUACUUCUUUGUUUAGCUUCUUUGUGCCCUAGUGAUUCAUUUGUAGCUUUUGACAAAAAAAAGUUGGUCCGGUUUGCUGAGUAUUAUCCCAAAGACUUUUCUACUUUUGAGCUUAUGAUACUCGAUGAUCAACUUGAAACUUACAUUAUUGAUGUACGUUCUACUGAGAAGUUCUUGGGUUUGAAAAGUAUUGGAGAUCUUGCUCAAAAAAUGGUCGAGACAAAGAAAAAUAUUGUCUAUCCACUGGUGUAUCGACUUAUUACAUUGGCAUUGAUUCUACCUGUUGUUACUGCUACGGUGGAAAGAGUAUUUUCUUCUAUGAAUAUUUUGAAAAAUAGAUUGCGUAAUCGAAUGGGAGAUCAAUGGAUGAAUGAUUGUUUACUUGUCUACAUUGAAAAAGACAUUUUCAAUAGCCUUGACAAUGAAGUUAUCAUGCAACGAUUUCAAAACAUGAAAACCCGUCGAGGCAGAUUGUAA
Messenger RNA from Humulus lupulus (European hop), 1326 nucleotides. RefSeq lists its product as uncharacterized. Lineage: Eukaryota; Viridiplantae; Streptophyta; Magnoliopsida; Rosales; Cannabaceae. Bases 1 to 1326 code for a protein of 441 amino acids. The transcript has 2 exons. The record is from RefSeq and is a predicted model, not a curated record. Gene Ontology annotation, molecular function: protein dimerization activity.